Priapulus caudatus is the source of this 521-nucleotide messenger RNA. RefSeq lists its product as uncharacterized. The coding region runs from base 117 to 521 and encodes 134 amino acids. The record is from RefSeq and is a predicted model, not a curated record. The transcript is spliced from 6 exons. NCBI's taxonomy places the organism in Eukaryota, Metazoa, Priapulida, Priapulimorpha, Priapulimorphida, Priapulidae.
GUAAGGCUUGACUGUCAUGUUUGGAGAACGUCAGUGGGUUCCAUUACGAGGCGCACGUAACCAACAUAGACACAAGGUUUCUCAUUUCUUCGCUUGGUUUACGCUGUGAAGAUAAAAUGACGUCACUGAAAGGAAAGGUGUGCUUGAUAACAGGGGCGAGCAGGGGUAUUGGCGCAGCAAUAGCCAUUCGGUUUGCAUCUCUUGGUGCUAAGCUAGCUCUUACUGGCAGAGACUUCGCUGCCCUCGAGAAAACUAAGCAGCUUUGUGUAGAAAAGGGACUCGCAGAGAACGAGGUGUUCCUCAGUGUUGGAGAUUUAGCUGUUGAUGCAGAUCUAAAGAGAGUCUUCAAUGAAUGCACUUCGUAUUACAACGGCACGCUGGAUGUCUUGGUGAAUAAUGCAGGAAUAGUCACUCGUGGAUCAGUGUUAAACACUAGCAUAGAAACGUUUGACAAAACAAUGAACAUUAACACAAGGCCCUUGUUCUACCUGACCCACCUGAUCUGGCUAGUAACGGAGUGA